GGUGGCGUCAGGGAAAUACCAAAGAACGCGGCCAACGCGGAAACAGGAAGCCUCGCUGUCGUGAACCCCCUCGGCGCCAUCGUAAUCGUCCGACGUUCCGAGAGACAUGGCUAUCCGUGACGGUGUUCCCACGGAACCCCCGACGACUCCAGGGUCACAAGAGAAGAUUGCUUUGUCACGCGAGGAGGAAGACCAGAAUUGCAUAAAACCAUUAGUCUUGUACGACAAAAUCAUCAAACGCGCUCAUUCAACUCGGGCCCCGGAGGGCGUACUCGCAGCUCCGCCUCCUGCACUGCCGGUGGAGGUCAAAACCGGAGUGCUCGGAGAAAAAUCCACGCGGCCACCGCGGGUGGAGAAAUCGCGCGUCCUCCGUAAGGGUCCGAGAUCGAAGCCACGACCUCGUGCGCAUCUCCAGGGCUAUCUGAAGAUUUUUCUCCUCCUGAUUCUCUUCUUCCAGCUUGUUGGCGACACGGCUGGCAAAGCCAUCGAACCUUCGUCGUUGCGACAUCUUCAAGGACAAGUUGAUGGCAUCAAGUGGAGCUGUCCCAACGACGAGACGAACUUGAUCCUUGUCUACAUAGGCGACAAAUUGCUGGUGAAAUAUCGGACUUCGGGUAAAACGUCCAACGUGUCGUACGAGAUCAACACCUCGUUGGAAAUCGUCGACUGGGACUGGGCUGUGCCAAGCGGCAAGUUGUUGUGGCGACGGAGCCCGGAGGACGGAGUUUACUCGGUGGAGGCUCAAGGCCCGAACGGCAACAAAAACACCUGCAUCAUCGCCAACUUUACAGCUGCAGCAGAGACGCCUACAAUGCCAGGACGCGUGCAGAUUUCAUAUCCAUCAAAUGAGACCACCUCUAAACAUGAACCACGAUCGCACGUCGCUCUCUGGUUUGUGCCAUUUGUGCCAUUGGUAUUGGUGCUAUUGGCAUCUGCACCGUUCGUGGCGCACGCCAUAAGGAAGCGUUCAUGCUGCAAGCCGGAAACCCAGCGUGAGAUCGAUGACGAUUCGUGCACAACCAAUGGCUGCCUGUGGGAAAACAUCGGCACGUGCGUUCGCCCGCGUCGCGAAUACGUGCCGCCACAGGCCUGAAGUGACGAGCGGAGCGGAAUGUGCCCCUCCCGCGCCCG
This is a messenger RNA of Lethenteron reissneri (Far Eastern brook lamprey), 1131 nucleotides long. RefSeq lists its product as uncharacterized. The record is from RefSeq and is a predicted model, not a curated record. NCBI's taxonomy places the organism in Eukaryota, Metazoa, Chordata, Hyperoartia, Petromyzontiformes, Petromyzontidae.